AUGCAAUUCACGCUCCUCGCAUCAUCUCUUAUGGCUUUGGCUGUCUCCGCGGUGUCUGCUUCACCCGUGUCCAAUGGGGCUCGUAUGAUAUUGGACGUUUGGUCCCCGACGAUCAUUUCUCCCAACGCAAGCACUGUUUGGACUGAAGGACAACAGUACAACGUCACUUGGGACACCUCCAAUGCUCCUGUCAAUAUCUCAAACGGAGCUUCUGUACGCCUGGGUCAAGAUGGGGUCUUGACUGACACAACCCUUGCCAGUGGCUUUGACCUUAGGCAAGGAUGGGUUUCCGUCACAUGUCCUUCGAACGUUGUCCCAGGAGACGACUACUCCGUCAUCUUAUUCGGGGAUUCCGGUAACCAGAGUCCCCAAUUCACUAUCCAGAGUAGUCUCGAGAGUAUACUUCCUGGUCUCUAG
This is a messenger RNA of Lentinula edodes (shiitake mushroom), 417 nucleotides long. RefSeq lists its product as uncharacterized. The coding region runs from base 1 to 417 and encodes 138 amino acids. The transcript has 4 exons. The record is from RefSeq and is a predicted model, not a curated record. Lineage: Eukaryota; Fungi; Basidiomycota; Agaricomycetes; Agaricales; Omphalotaceae.